This is a messenger RNA of Magallana angulata, 1946 nucleotides long. RefSeq lists its product as uncharacterized. Bases 137 to 1810 code for a protein of 557 amino acids. Gene Ontology annotation, molecular function: protein binding; zinc ion binding; ubiquitin-protein transferase activity. The record is from RefSeq and is a predicted model, not a curated record. NCBI's taxonomy places the organism in Eukaryota, Metazoa, Mollusca, Bivalvia, Ostreida, Ostreidae. Gene Ontology annotation, cellular component: chromatin; nucleoplasm. Gene Ontology annotation, biological process: positive regulation of DNA-templated transcription. The transcript is spliced from 2 exons.
CUUUGCCUUAACACAUCACGUGGUCUUUAAAAAGGCUCUGUUUGGAUACCGGACAAUUAAGGUGAAUCGGAACGUCGCCGUCUUUGGUUUAGGAGAUUUGCAAUUUUUAAACUAGUAUGAAUAAACGUGUUUGACUAUGGAUCCUGAGUGUUUUGCCCAGGACGUGUUAGGGUGUCAUUUAUGUAAGACAACCACCCCGCCUAUGUACUGUGACGUUUGUCACAUACACCUGUGUAAAGCAUGUGUGGGGGAACAUCUCUCAAGCGAAUUUAAAGACCACAAAGUGGUGCCAUUUGAAAUGCGUGGAUCUACAACGAAGUGUCAAAAACACUCGUCAAAAAUAUGUGAACUUCAUUGCGUACAAUGUAACAUUCCUAUUUGUGCAACAUGCGUUUCGUCAAAGGAUCAUAGAGGCCAUGAAUUUGUUGAGGUUUUGAAACUCAUUGAAAACAAGAAGGAAGCAAUACGAAGAGAUUUAACAGAGUUUGAGCUAUCUAUUUAUCCAAAAUAUAAAAAGAUUGCCUCUUACAUUUUAGCUCAGAAAGAUAAUAUCAAUACCAACUCUAAGAAGUUGACAACAGCUUUGGGCAAACAAGAAGAAGACUUGCGAAAAGAAAUAGAUAGCAUAGUAAAAAAACUAAAAUCCGCUCUCGAUAAAAUAGAUUCAAGAUACCUGGCUGUUCUAAAUAGGCAGGAAGACGAAAUAGCACAAACUAUUUCUAAAAUUACUCAAAACAUUACUGAUUUGAAUACUUUGCUGAAUUCCAAUGAUGCCAUUCAUGUCUUUGCUUACAAAUCAAAGAAUGCUGAAUUUAGAAGAUUGCCCCCUAAACUCAAAAUUUCCUUACCAAGCUUGACUUCUCAGAAGAUCAACAAAGAACAGCUUUAUCAACUGUUUGGUUCGCUGUCAGCAUUUUGUAUAACAUCAGAUGAUAAUGGUUACACAACAGAUUCACCUGAUGCUGAGACAUUUCACUCAGAAAAAUCACUCCUUGAUGAACCACGGAUCAUAACAGAAAUUAAAACUGAAUAUGGCGACAACAGUGAAUUACACAGCGUUUCUUGUUUAAGCGAUGACUAUAUCUGGACGUGUGGUAUUGAAAAAAUCAUGAGGCUCGUCAGUCUUCAAGAAAAACUGGUAAAGGAAAUCGAAACCAAUUCACGGACUAGACCAGGAGACAUAGCAGUGUCAAAUGGAUAUUUAGUUUAUACAGAUUACAAUGAAAGAGCAGUGAACAUAUUAAAAAAUAAAAAGUUGAAUAGAGUGGCCAGACUACAGGGAUGGAGACCUCGUAGUGUAUGCAUUUCUUCUACCGGCGAUUUCCUUGUUGUCAUGGACAGUGAUGAUUAUCAACAAGUAAAAAUCGUGCGUUACUCGAGCUCAGACUUCAAAGAAAAACAAUGCAUUCAAUCAAAUGAUAAUGGCGAGCGGCUUUAUUCACCUGGCGAUUUCUCCAAAUAUAUCAGCGAGAACAAGAACCUUGACAUCUGCGUAGCGGAUUAUAGAGCCGGCGCAGUAGUAGUGGUCAAUCAGGCCGGGAAACUCCGGUUUACCUACACUGGUCCUUCUUCUACUACCAAGGAAUCAUUUUGUCCAGUCGGCAUCACUACCGACAGCCAGAGUCGGAUACUGACAGCAGAUUUUUGGAACAACCGCAUCCAUAUUUUUGAGAAGGACGGACAGUUCCUCCAGUACAUUGACGACUGUGAUAUACAGCGUCCAUGGGGAUUGUGCGUGGACACCAGAGACAACCUCUUUGUUGCUGAAUGUAAGACAUGUAAAGUGAAAAAAAUUCAAUACUAUGUUUAGAAAUUACAUGUAUGUAUUAAAAAAUGCUUGAAGUCUCGGUAUUUUACUGUAAAUUACGUAUUAUCAACUUUUCUGUGGUUUUAUGUUGUAUUUUAUGCUUUAAUAGUUGGUGGUAUUUAAUAAAUAUAUCAUUGCU